AUGGAUUGGCACGGAGUGAGGGAAGAUAAUGGGAGUGGGAGUGGUGGUGAGAGUGGUGGUGAGAGUGGUGGUGACAGUGGUGGUGAGAGUGGUGGUGAGAGUGGGCUUGAGCACCAAGACGGGAGGGAGGUGGAAGGGAGGGAGAAGGAGGGGAGGGCGGAGGCAGGGGAGGCGCAAGCAGGGGAGGCGCAAGCAGGGAAAGCGCAAGCAGAGGAAGCACAAGCAGAGGAAGCGCAAGCAGAGGAAGCACAAGCAGAGGAAGCACAAGCAGAGGAAGCACAAGCAGAGGAAGCGUACGCAGAGGAAGCGCAAGCAGAGGAAGCGCAAGCAGAGGAAGCACAAGCAGAGGAAGCACAAGCAGAGGAAGCGCAAGCAGGGGAUGUCAGAUAUAUAUGA
This is a messenger RNA of Closterium sp. NIES-65, 396 nucleotides long. The record is from the annotation of a GenBank genome assembly. NCBI's taxonomy places the organism in Eukaryota, Viridiplantae, Streptophyta, Zygnematophyceae, Desmidiales, Closteriaceae.